UGCAUUUCUGUGAGGCAACACCUUUUGGAUUCCUGUCGUUGCCUUGUUGAACUUUUAUAAUGGAUCAAAUGAAUGACAAACCAAACGUAACAUAUAUAACUUUUGGCGGCCAUGUUGAAUUGCAGAAAUACCGCUUCCUGUACUUUGCGAUGACGUUCAGCGUCUACGUCCUCAUACUCUGCAGCAACUCAACCAUCCUGUGUCUCAUCUGGGUCCGACGGAGCCUCCACCAGCCCAUGUACGUCUUCAUCGCCGCUCUGCUCUGCAACUCGCUCCUUCUCAGCACCAACGUCUACCCGAAGCUUCUCAUCGACCUCUUAUCCGACGUGCAGAUUACGUCUCAUUUGGCGUGCAGGAUUCAGGCUUUGAUCUAUUACUCUCUGUGCGGUUCUGAGUUCCUCCUCUUGGCAGCCAUGGCGUACGACCGCUACGUCUCCAUCUGUAAACCGCUGCAGUAUCAAGCCGUCAUGAGGAAAAGGACGGUGACCGCUCUGCUGGUUCUGGCGUGGCUCCUGCCAUCCUGUCAGCUCGUGCCGUCACUUAUUCUAGGCGACGGUUUCAGACUCUGUAAGUUCACGCUGAAUGGGAUUUUUUGCAACAACGCCGUCACCAAGCUUUCCUGCAUGACUUCAGCAGGGCCCUAUAUUAUAUAUGGCGUGUUCAUUUUAGUUAAUACCAUAUUCGUCCCCUUGGCUUUCAUCCUUUUCACCUACUGUAAAAUACUUGUCAUAUCCUACAGAAGGGGCUCGGACGUCAGGAAAAGGGCCAUGCAGACCUGCGCGCCGCACCUGCUGGUUCUCGUCAGUUUCUCGUGUUUGUGUUCGUACGACGUCAUCAUAGCCCGACUGGAUAUCGAUUUGCCCAAAGCGGCGCGAUCGAUCAUGACUCUGCAGGUGGUUCUGUAUCAGCCUCUGUUUAACCCAAUAAUCUACGGGCUGAAGAUGAAGGAAAUCCACAAACACCUCAAGAGGCUUUUCAGCCGAAGCAGGAUCUGUGUUUGUGUUGCACUGAUCAAUAACUGAUAGUUCAGUUCAGGUUAUGGUAUGAAUAAAUAUCAUUAAUGCCUUAAAAAAAGAUGACAGACUCACUAGUGUAAUGACAAAGUUAUUAUUUAACUGGUUCUUAUAUUUUGUUAGUGUAUUAAGGUUUGUAAGAGUCAAAAUAAAACUAGGUCUUGUCAUAUUCUUUUAUU
Messenger RNA from Poecilia latipinna (sailfin molly), 1192 nucleotides. RefSeq names its product olfactory receptor 2T2-like. Gene Ontology annotation, molecular function: olfactory receptor activity; odorant binding; G protein-coupled receptor activity. Gene Ontology annotation, biological process: detection of chemical stimulus involved in sensory perception of smell; G protein-coupled receptor signaling pathway. Lineage: Eukaryota; Metazoa; Chordata; Actinopteri; Cyprinodontiformes; Poeciliidae. Bases 60 to 1022 code for a protein of 320 amino acids. The transcript has a single exon. The record is from RefSeq and is a predicted model, not a curated record. Gene Ontology annotation, cellular component: membrane.